Molecule: messenger RNA, 387 nt
Organism: Penicillium verhagenii
Lineage: Eukaryota; Fungi; Ascomycota; Eurotiomycetes; Eurotiales; Aspergillaceae
Exons: 1
Coding region: 1-387 (128 amino acids)
Source: RefSeq, a predicted model, not a curated record
AUGUUCGCUAUUCGCACCUGCAUCACGGCCCUGGCCCUCUUCCUAGCCACCGCUUCUGCCUCUCCCCUCCAAAAGCGCGAUAUUCAAUGGUCCUUCGACCUCUUCCCCACACCACAAUGCAACCAGACCGGUGGUGAUCUCCAUGCCGGUAUGGGCAGCACCGGUUGCCGCGCAGACCUACACAGCGUCGCCUCCGCAUACCGAUUAAACCUGGUGGCCGACGGGUGUCAAAUCGAGUUCUUCGAUAACACCAUGUGCGAUGCGACCGAGACAACCUCCGAUAUCGCGGGCCCAAUCAGCAACGCGGGACUCUGUCAAGUGCCGGAACUCACUCGGCGAUACGGCUCUUAUCAGGUUACCUGUGAAGAGAGGGGUGAAUUGAAAUAA